AUGGAUGCUACGACGAGUGGAACUCCGGCUUUACAGUAUCAUAACUUACCGGAGCAACCGGUUUCGACGGUUUCUCCUCCUGUGAUUCCACUUCAGAGGCAAAAACGCCAUUGCUUUGGUGACUCAACUCCUGGAGAGUUUCCUUUAGCAGCUAAUCCUUCCAUUGUUCUUCAUGUUCUCACUGAAUGUAGAUUGGAUCCUCGUGAUCUCGCGAAUCUAGAGGCAACAUGCUCGUUCUUUAGCCAGCCAGCAAACUUUGCCCCGGACUGUAAUUUAUCGCUAUCGGAGCUCGCUGCUCUUGAUAUGUGUAACAAAAGGGCGAUUUUCAAGCCAAUGAAUGAUGAAGAACGUGAAGAAAUGAAACGUAGAUGCGGAGGAUCUUGGAAAUUGGUCCUUAGGUUUUUGCUGGCUGGUGAAGCGUGUUGCCGAAGAGAGAAAUCUCAAGCAGUUGCUGGUCCUGGUCAUAGUAUCGCCAUCACAUCAAAAGGCGAAGUUUAUACUUUCGGGUUUAAUAACUCUGGACAGCUAGGACAUGGCCGUACCGAGGAAGGAGGCCGGAUUUUGCCUGUCAGAUCAUUGCAAGGAAUCCGAAUCAUCCAAGCAGCUGCUGGUGCUGGUCGGACAAUGCUAAUAAGCGAUAGCGGAAAUGUUUACGCAUGCGGGAAAGAUUCUUUUGGUGAAGCGGAAUACGGCGGGCAAGGAACUGAACCAGUUACAACUCCUCAGCUUGUAACAUCCUUAAAGAACAUAUUUGUGGUGCAAGCGGCUAUCGGGAAUUUCUUUACCGCUAUUCUCUCCCGAGAAGGAAGGGUUUAUACAUUCUCCUGGGGCAACGAUGGUAGACUCGGACACCAAACCGAGGCUAAUGAUGUUGAGCCCCGUCCUUUGUUAGGCCCGCUCGAGAAUGUACCUGUUGUGCAGAUUGCUGCCGGUUAUUGCUACCUUCUUGCCUUAGCUUGUCAACCAAAUGGCAUGUCGGUUUACUCGGUUGGUUGCGGUUUGGGAGGUAAACUUGGUCACGGGUCAAGGACAGAUGAGAAGUAUCCUCGGAUUAUCGAACAGUUUCAGCUAUUGAAUCUUCAACCUAGGGUGGUUGCAGCGGGUGCUUGGCAUGCCGCGGUGGUAGGUCAAGACGGAAGAGUGUGCACUUGGGGUUGGGGAAGAUAUGGUUGCUUGGGACACGGUAACGAGGAGUGUGAAUCAGUCCCUAAGGUCGUUGAAGGGCUAAGCCAUGUCAAGGCUGUUCAUGUAGCAACAGGAGAUUACACUACUUUUGUGGUCUCGGACGAUGGCGACGUUUACUCGUUUGGCUGCGGCGAAUCCGCUAGUCUUGGUCACCACCCAGCCGUUGAUGAACAGGGUAAUCGGCAAGCGAAUGUGCUGAGUCCAGCGGUUGUAAAAUCGCUGAAACAAGCGAACGAGCGGAUGGUUCAGAUUAGUCUAACGAACUCGAUAUAUUGGAACGCUCAUACGUUUGCGCUCACAGAAUCAGGGAAGUUAUUCGCGUUUGGUGCGGGCGAUAAGGGUCAGCUCGGAUCACAGCUUGGUUCAAACCAAACAGAAAGGUGCACACCGGAAAAAGUGGAUAUCGAUCUCAGUUAG
Messenger RNA from Arabis nemorensis, 1602 nucleotides. The record is from the annotation of a GenBank genome assembly. Lineage: Eukaryota; Viridiplantae; Streptophyta; Magnoliopsida; Brassicales; Brassicaceae.